Vigna umbellata (rice bean) is the source of this 648-nucleotide messenger RNA. RefSeq lists its product as uncharacterized. Lineage: Eukaryota; Viridiplantae; Streptophyta; Magnoliopsida; Fabales; Fabaceae. The record is from RefSeq and is a predicted model, not a curated record. Gene Ontology annotation, molecular function: aspartic-type endopeptidase activity. Gene Ontology annotation, biological process: proteolysis.
AUGGGUAGGAGAGCUACUUCCCAGUCGCAGCAUGCAAGGAGAUCUCAACACAGAGGUGGCAUCAGACCUCAAGCCACCAGAUGUGUUUAUGCAUUGACGAGGGCAGAAGCAGCUAGCUCAGAUGAUUUGAUCUUUGGUACAUGUUUAUUGGGUGGUAGAUCUUGCAUGGUCUUGUUUGACUCGGGAGCGACACACUCAUUUGUGUCAGAUACUUGUACUAGAGAGUUAGGAUUAACAGUGAGAGAGCUACAGUAUGACUUGACUAUAUCUACUCCUACUUUUGGGAUAAUGAAGACAUCUACAGUCUGUGUUAGAUGUUCAGUAGUGGUUGAGGAACGUCAUUACAAGGUAAACUUGAUAUGUUUACCUUUGCAGGGUUUAGAUGUCAUCCUAGGGAUGGAUUGGUUGUCUGCCAAUCGUAUUCUCAUUGAUUGUGGAGAGAAGAAGCUAGUAUUUCCCAAUGAGGAGAAUUACACACCUCUGACUCUUAGUAUGUUGAGACAAGACCUAAUAGAAGGUGCAUGUUGUUUCCUGAUACUAUCACACAUGGAAGUAAAGCAAGGAGAUUCUGACAUGGACCUCUCGGUAGUCAGUGAAUUUUUAGAUGUGUUUCCUGAGGAGAUUCCUGGCUUACCUCCUCCAAGAGAG